AUGGUAAAGAAGGUCUCCCGCCACUCGCUCCACGACUGCUUGAAGAGCAUCCGCCAGGGCGACACCAGGUGCCGCACCUGCGCCAAAAUCUACCAGCGCGGAAGAAACAAUGGCCUACCGGGCUAUUGCCCAACCCACGGUGGUGACCGGACCAAGGAGAUGACUGCGCUCCGAAGAAACGACAGCUUACCGAGCCAUUGCCCCACCCACACAAAGGAGCAAGACAAGGAGAUGACUGUGCUCGGAAAAAUCGCAGUAGAAAUGCAAGACUGGUUCCACCAGAAAUCGGUCAAGAGAUAUGAGGAGCGCCAUGGACGCCUGCAGCGGCUCGAGGGACUCACAGACGGCGAGGCUUGGAUGUGGACCAGGACGAGAGCAGCCUGGCUCCAAUGUGGGCAUAGCCUGAGAGACAUUGGACCUCACUGGUGGGGACACUGGUUCGCCUCAGAAGACGAUCCAAAUUUUCUCCAGAUCUCGGACAUUCAAAAGAUGAUGUUCAACCCAGAAGACCACUAUGGGUUCCGCCACUGUGUCUUUGUCGUGCUUCUGCACUCCGGUCACCGCUACGUUGUUGAUCCGACUGGCUUCCAGUUUGGUCCCCAGUGGCCCCUGGUCUGUCCGCUCGAGGAAUACACUAGCGGGUUCAUGCACCAGUUUCCGGAAGCACGCAAUGUGCAGUACCUACCACUAGGAACCGACUAG
Parastagonospora nodorum SN15 is the source of this 702-nucleotide messenger RNA. RefSeq lists its product as hypothetical. Bases 1 to 702 code for a protein of 233 amino acids. The record is from RefSeq and is a predicted model, not a curated record. The transcript is spliced from 2 exons. Lineage: Eukaryota; Fungi; Ascomycota; Dothideomycetes; Pleosporales; Phaeosphaeriaceae.